AUGGCCACCCUCCCCUCAAACCCCAUUGCCUGCUUCUGGCAGAACAACCCCCACGAACUACACAACCAUCGCUCCACCGAAGAUCUCCCGACGCACAGCGACGUCGUGAUCAUCGGCGCUGGGUAUGCGGGCGUGAGCACCGCCUGGCAUUUACUACACAACCACGACAACAUCAAGUCAAUUACGAUCCUAGAGGCAAGAGGUGUCUGUUCUGGUGCCACCGGUCGCAAUGGAGGCCAUCUGCGCCCGGAUCUGUACGGACAUAUCCCCACGUAUAUUGACCGCGCUGGACCCGAAGCAGCGGCGGAAAUUGCCGAGUUUGAGAUUGCGCAUGUCCAAGCGAUUAAGAAACUGGUGGAGAGCGAGCAGAUCGACUGCGAUUUUACACUCACCAGGACGAUCGAUGUCUGGUGUAAUGAGCAAGCGGCGCAGGCGUCGAGGAAGGUGUACGAGCGGAUGAAGGAGUAUGGGUUUGCGUACAUGGACGAUGUUGACUUUCACACAGGAAAGAAUGUAGAAGGGAUCUGCGGCGUCAAAGGCGCCGUGGCCUGUGCCUCCUACACUGCGGCCACCAUCUGGCCCUACAAGUUCAUCACGCACCUUCUCACCAAGCUCCUGGCGUCAGGAAAGGUCAAUCUGCAAACCCACACCCCAGCAACAGCAGUUACACCAUCUGCAGCCGGCGACAGCAACAGUAAAUUCACAAUCGACACCCCCCGCGGCACCCUCCACGCCGACAAAGUCAUCCACACCUCCAACGCCUACGUCUCCUCGCUCCUCCCUCAGUACAAACACAACAUCAUCCCCUGCAAAGGCAUCUGCUGCCGCAUCGCCGUCCCAGAAGGAAAACCUGCCCCGCUGCUCACAAACUCCUACAUCGAGCGCACCAAGGACAGCGUCCUGUCAUAUCUCAUCCCCCGCGCAGACGGGAGCAUCAUCGUUGGCGGCGCGUCGGGGCUCUUCAAACCCCAUCGCGAACAGUGGUAUAACAACACCGACGACAGCGUGCUCAUCGACGCGGCGAAGGACUUCUACGACGGGUACAUGCAGCGGACGUUCCGCGGGUGGGAGGAGUCCGGGGCGAGGGUGGACCAGAUCUGGACUGGGGUCAUGGGUUACUCAUAUGACUCGAACCCGCAUGUUGGGGCUGUGCCGGAGAACGAGGGGCAGUUCAUCCUAGCGGGGUUGAAUGGGCAUGGGAUGCCAGUUGUUUGGCUGGCGGCGGAGGGAUUGGCGAGGAUGGUGGGCGAGAGGGUUGAGUUUGAGGAGACGGGGAUGCCGAGGUUGUUCAAGACGACGAGGGAGCGGAUUGAGAGGGCGAAGGAGGGAAAAGAAGAGGAUGGGGAUAUUCUUGGGACGGGGUCAUUUCCUGCUACCAAGCAGUAG
Molecule: messenger RNA, 1386 nt
Organism: Aspergillus viridinutans
Lineage: Eukaryota; Fungi; Ascomycota; Eurotiomycetes; Eurotiales; Aspergillaceae
Product: NAD(P)/FAD-dependent oxidoreductase
Exons: 2
Coding region: 1-1386 (461 amino acids)
Cellular component (GO): cytoplasm
Molecular function (GO): oxidoreductase activity
Source: RefSeq, a predicted model, not a curated record